Macrobrachium nipponense is the source of this 732-nucleotide messenger RNA. RefSeq names its product BCL-6 corepressor-like protein 1. The record is from RefSeq and is a predicted model, not a curated record. The coding region runs from base 1 to 732 and encodes 243 amino acids. Lineage: Eukaryota; Metazoa; Arthropoda; Malacostraca; Decapoda; Palaemonidae. The transcript has 3 exons.
AUGACGUUUGGUGUUGGACUGCUUUUUUCUUCCGACUGUGACUUCGAGGUUCUUCGUAGAGUUGUUUGGCUCGGAAUAUUCAGAAAAUUAGGUACCCUGUGCUUUGACAUCAUCGUGCCUCAGCCUGUGCCUUCAACAUCCUUCGUGCCUCAGCCUGUGCCUUCAACAUCCUUCGUGCCUCCAAACCCUUGUGCCAUAACAUCCUUGCCACCAAUCCCUUUGUGCCUGACAUCCUUCGUGCCUCAGCCUGUGCCUUCAACAUCCUUCGUGCCUCAGCCUGUGCCUUCAACAUCCUUCGUGCCUCAGCCUGUGCCUUCAUCCUUUGCACUCGCCUGUGCCUUUGCAUCAUUCGUGCCUCAGCCUGUGCGUGAUCCUUCAACAUCCUUCGUUCCUCGCCUGUGCCUUUCACCACCAUCCUUUGCACCUCAGCCUGUCCUUCAACUCCUUCGUGCCUCAGCCUGUGCCUUUCACCAUCCUCCCUGUGCCUUUGACAUCCUUCGUGCCUCAGCCUGUGCCUUUGACAUCCUUCGUGCCUCAGCCUGUGCCUUUGACAUCCUUCGUGCCUCAGCCUGUGCCUUUGACAUCCUUCGUGCCUCAGCCUGUGCUUUAACAUCCUUUUGCACCUCAGCCUGUGCCUUCAACAUCCUUUUGUGCCUCAAGCCUGUGCCUUCAACAUCCUUCGCGCCUCAGCCUGUGCCUUCAACAUCCUUCGUGCCUCACCUGUGCCUUUAA